AUGGCUGCAUCAAACCAAAUUGACCUUUUGUUAAUCGGUAAAACUGGAAACGGAAAAAGUGCAACUGGAAACAGUAUACUGAGGCGAAAAGCUUUCAAGAGCAGAGCAAGUACGAACUCUGUAACAUCGACAGUUGACUAUGAAGUAUCUGAGUUCAACGGUCGAAUCAUUAAGGUUGUUGACGGCCCGGGUGUAGGGGACACUCGAAUAAACACAGAGGCUGCUGUUAAUCUCGUGAUGACCACUAUGGAAUAUGCAAUCGCUGCCAAUCCUCGAGGUUACCAUGCAUUUCUUUUGAUUGUCAGAUUUGGUGGCAGAUUCUCAGAGGAGGAUCAAGACACGAUUGAUUUCCUGAAGAAAAUAUUUGGUCAGGAUUUUGUCAAAGAAUUCUGCAUACUGGUUUUGACAUGUGGAGAUAACUUUAGGUUUGAAAGUGAGGACAGUGGUAAAAGUUUUGAAGAGUGGUGCAAUGAAGAACAAGGAAAGUUCAAAGAUCUGCUGAAGGAGUGCGACAAUCGAGUUGUGCUCUUCGACAACACAACUAAAGAUCCAGAAAAGAAAAAUAAACAGAUUGAAAAUCUUCUCAAAAUUGUAGACAGUCUGAGCUCUAAAGGUCAAAGAUACAACGAUGACAAUUUUGAGCGCGCUAGAGUACAGAGAAAUACUAUUAUGGUCGAAUUAAAGAAAUCGGCCAUUACAGAAGAAACAAUGACGGAAACAAGUCUGAUUAUAAUGAAGCUUCAAGAACUGCAGGCGACAGAAGACUUAAGAAGCAAAAUUUAUCCAUUAGAGAAACUUCAAAGUAGAGUCGAAUGCUUGCUAGAAUCAGUUUCUUGUAAAGACCGCGCUACUGGAGCCCUCCAUGACCUCAUAUCAACGGUCAAAUCACUCAAGAGCAACAUUAACGAUGACAUAAAAUUAUGCUACAGAAUGAUGGAGGAAAGAGAGAAGAUGAAACGUCAAGAAGAAGAAAUUCGCAGAAAGUAUGAAGAGGAAAUGCAGAUCCUGAAAGAACAGUACGAUCGGAAGGCAAAGGAAGACGCAAAGGUUCUGGAAGAACACAGACGGUAUGAGAAAGAACAGGCAAGGCUAAAAGCAGAAAUGGAAGAAAAAAAUAAACGGGAGAAAGAAGCAUUGGAAAAGAAACAUAAAGAAGAACGUGACAUAAUGCAGACAAAAAGUGAAGAGUUAGAAAAAGAAUAUAGAAAAAUGAAGGAGGAGAAUGACAAGGGAAUAGUUCGUCGAGUUUAUGAAGGUGUUACAUGGCCAUUUAGGGCAGCGGGAAACUGGCUUUUUUCAAAUUAG
This is a messenger RNA of Candidula unifasciata, 1305 nucleotides long. Lineage: Eukaryota; Metazoa; Mollusca; Gastropoda; Stylommatophora; Geomitridae. The record is from the annotation of a GenBank genome assembly.